Messenger RNA from Kazachstania africana CBS 2517, 441 nucleotides. RefSeq names its product Aps2p (gene APS2). The coding region runs from base 1 to 441 and encodes 146 amino acids. Gene Ontology annotation, biological process: intracellular protein transport; vesicle-mediated transport. NCBI's taxonomy places the organism in Eukaryota, Fungi, Ascomycota, Saccharomycetes, Saccharomycetales, Saccharomycetaceae. The transcript has a single exon. Gene Ontology annotation, cellular component: membrane coat; intracellular membrane-bounded organelle. The record is from RefSeq and is a predicted model, not a curated record.
AUGGCCAUAAGGUUUAUUUUAUGCUUUAAUAAGCAAGGUGUAGUUAGGUUAGUACGUUGGUAUCAGCCACUACAAGAUGGUAAAAACACAGCAGAGACUAUAGCGCAGAUAUAUAGACUGAUUUCGAGCAGAGAUCAUAAGCAUCAGAGUAACUUUGUUCAAUUAUCAGAUGUUACAAAGCUUGUCUACAAGAGAUAUGCAGGGUUGUAUUUUGUAUUUGGAGUUGAUUUGAAUGAUGACGAACCAAUUUAUCUUUCACACAUUCAUUUGUUUGUUGAGGUUUUGGAUUCAUUCUUCGGUAAUGUAUGUGAACUGGAUAUUGUUUUUAGUUUUUAUAAAGCAUACAUGGUCAUGGAUGAAAUGUUUCUUGGUGGUGAGAUUCAGGAGAUUUCUAAAGAUGUUCUGCUGGAAAAGUUAAGUUCAUUGGAUAGGUUGGAAUAG